AUGAGGAGGGUGAUUCCCAGCCCGGCCGGCGAGGAGCUGGAGGAAGAGGAGGAGGAUGAAGAGGAGGAGGAGGAGGAGGAAGAUGGAAGGGCCCCGGAAGAAGCUGCCCUCCUCCUUGUGAAGAAACACCUGCAGGACCCAGGGGAGAUGCUGGAUGGGAAGGACAGGCAGCGCUUCCUGCUGGCCAUCAUCAGCCUGACCAUCGCCGCGGACCAGAGCAGAGAGGUGGCUGUGGAGCUGGAGGCCCUGAAAGUGGCUGUGCUGGAGAGGAUCGUGGACCUGAUGGAGACCAUCUCAGUGGAGGCCGACCGAAAACACAUCCUGGCGUACAGCAUAGAUGCCAUCCGCUGCCUCAGCGACCCGAAGCUCAGCCUGGAGCCAGCGCUGGAGUCGCGCCUCCUGCGGGCCGCCGUGGAGAAGAGCUUCCUGGCCAUAGGGCGUGAGACCCGUCGAAACCAGGUCAUGCAGCGGCUGUACGAGGAGUACCUGGAGGGCCUGCUGUGCUGUGUCUUGUCCAGCGCCCCCAGCCUGGGCAAGCUCUACUCCAUCUGGGAGCACUUUACAUCGUGGAUUGAGGCGCCGGAUGCCCAGCACCGUGCACUGGGCAUGAAGAUCAUCACCGACACCAUUGCCUUUGCUGUGCAGCUCCUCCCACAAUUUGAGGGCUCCCCUGACAUACCGGAGGUUGGGGACAUGGCAGCCCGCCGGGGUCUUACCAUCAACGACCCGGAGGAGACCAUCAGCUGCAAGGCCAGGGCGUGCAUGUAUUUGCUCGCUCAAAUCCUCCUUCAUCAGAGGGGCCAAGACAUGCGAGGGGCCGAGGAGCUGCGGUGCAAGCGCCAGAACGAGCAGAGCCAGGUCCAGAAGUACAGGGACCUGGCAAGAGUGGGAGAGGGGCUGAGAAAGAUCUUGCUGGAGGAGCAAAGGAGAGCUUUCCUGCAGAGGGCCCUUCAUGCUGUUCACACUGGACCAAUACACAUCAGCCAAGCUGGACUGGUCUUCCUGUAUGCCAUCCUGGGGGAAGCCAGCCGCUUGAUGGAGCACAAGGAGAAAGAAAUCCCCAUUCGGGUUGUGAACAAGCUCUUCAUUAUCACCUGCCUGAAGGAGCUGCCUCAAGACCUGCAAGGGCACAGCCUGCUGGUCACCUCCUCCAGCGCCCUCGCCUCUCUCCAGCCGCCCACACUUGCUCCUGCAGCAACACCUGCAGACCACCUCAACCCUGAAGGCACCUCCCUGAGUAAAUACGACCUCCCCAACCUCACCGGGAGCCCGGCGACUACAUAGAAAAGCUGCAGCAGCGCCGAAGCCACCACACACAUCACCGACUGACAAGUCAUCAUCCAGUCCGAGCCGUCCUCCACAGCCACUUCAGCCUCUGCACAGAGAAGCAGCCUGAGACACCCUCAGGGUGAAGAACUUGAACAUCUUCUUCCAGCCCGGCCCUGCAAAGAGCUGGGGAAAGACCAGGCACCACGAGUUUGUAGUGCCCAGGUUGCCAAGUGGAGGAUGCUCUUGUUGUGUGGACGGCAUUUUGUGACCCCUGCCUCAGGGCUUUGGCCGGUCGCCGUUUGGGGCCAGGAAGGAAUUUUUUCCCCUUCAUUUACGGAACCAACUUCUGGGGGGUUUUCGCCUUCCUCUGAGGCAUUGGAACAUAGUCAGACCAUCCCGGCGUCUGCUGUGUUAGUAGCCUGCCUUCGAGCCCUUCAUGGGCCAUUCAGGGAGAAGAGAGCAAAGGCACAAAUAAUGUGCAAUGUUGAACAUA
This is a messenger RNA of Alligator sinensis (Chinese alligator), 1762 nucleotides long. RefSeq lists its product as uncharacterized. The transcript has 12 exons. The record is from RefSeq and is a predicted model, not a curated record. Gene Ontology annotation, cellular component: cytoplasm. NCBI's taxonomy places the organism in Eukaryota, Metazoa, Chordata, Crocodylia, Alligatoridae. The coding region runs from base 1 to 1284 and encodes 427 amino acids.